AUGACAACAAACCCACGCAAAGGUACCGAUCCGGUGCCUUUGGAAGAAAGUGAUCAACUAACUAUACGUCCUUUAGGAGCUGGACAAGAAGUAGGGAGAUCAUGUAUUAUGUUAGAAUUCAAAGGAAAGAAAAUAAUGUUGGAUUGUGGAAUUCACCCUGGGCUAUCAGGAAUGGAUGCCUUGCCUUUUGUGGACUUAAUAGAAGCUGAUGAAGUAGAUUUACUAUUGAUAUCACAUUUUCACUUGGACCAUAGUGGAGCUCUGCCAUGGUUUCUCACAAAAACUUCCUUCAAGGGCAGAGUAUUUAUGACACAUGCUACUAAAGCUAUUUAUAGGUGGCUCGUAUCAGAUUAUAUUAAAGUUAGCAAUAUAUCAACAGAACAGAUGUUAUACACAGAGUCGGAUCUAGAAGGUUCCAUGGACCGCAUAGAAACAAUAAACUUUCAUGAGGAGAAGGAUGUUAGAGGGGUUAGAUUUUGGGCGUACAACGCUGGUCACGUGCUUGGUGCUGCCAUGUUUAUGAUUGAGAUUGCUGGAGUUAAAGUAUUGUAUACAGGUGAUUUUUCAAGGCAAGAAGACAGGCAUUUGAUGGCAGCCGAGAUUCCCACUGUGCAUCCUGAUGUUCUGAUUACUGAGUCGACGUACGGCACGCACAUCCACGAGAAGCGCGAGGAGCGCGAGUCGCGGUUCACGGGGCUGGUGAGCGACAUCGUGCAGCGCGGCGGCCGCUGCCUCAUCCCCGUGUUCGCGCUGGGCCGCGCGCAGGAGCUGCUGCUCAUACUCGACGAGUACUGGUCGCUGCACCCGGAGCUGCAGGACAUCCCCAUUUACUACGCGUCGUCGCUGGCCAAGAAGUGCAUGGCGGUGUACCAGACCUACGUCAACGCCAUGAACGACCGCAUCCGCCGCCAGAUCGCCGUCAACAACCCCUUCGUCUUCCGCCACAUCUCCAACUUGAAGGUCGGUCGCGGUUGCUCCGAGUUUGUUUUGUUUUUAUUUCUUUUUGAUCCGAAACGCGAAACUUCCAAAAAG
Brenthis ino (lesser marbled fritillary) is the source of this 1032-nucleotide messenger RNA. NCBI's taxonomy places the organism in Eukaryota, Metazoa, Arthropoda, Insecta, Lepidoptera, Nymphalidae. The record is from the annotation of a GenBank genome assembly.